AUGGCGCCUCCGCGAUACCGCAGCCUGCUCGAGCUCGUUCAAAGACAAUGGACCUGUCCUUCAUGCGCCCGCUCGCCACCUAGAACCCUCCUCCACCAACCUGGCAGACGCCUCAUCCAAACCACAACCAAAUCCUCCCAAUCAGCAGCAGCCGCCCAGCAAGAGAUCCUCCGCCGACCCUUCAAGGCCAAGAACGCAAACACCCUCUACUACACCGCAUCAAUAAUUCUAGGAACAGUAGCGAUAUCCUACGGCUCCGUCCCACUCUACAAGACAAUAUGUCAGCAGACAGGCUGGGGUGGCCAACCCAUAAAGUCUGCCGCCCAUGGAGGAGAUCUGGAUAAUAGUCCCGAAGCCAUAGCCGAGAAACUCACACCCAUUACCACUUCGCGAAGACUUCGCAUCACAUUUGCGGGAAGUACAUCGGAUAUCCUACCCUGGAAGUUCACGCCCCAGCAGCGUGAAGUCCGCGUCUUACCAGGCGAGACAGCGCUAGCAUUCUACACAGCUACGAACCAGAGUCCGGACGAGGAUAUCAUAGGCGUUGCGACAUACAGCGUAACGCCUGCGCAAGUUGCGCCGUAUUUCAGCAAGAUCCAGUGUUUUUGUUUCGAGGAGCAGCGGCUGAAUAAAGGCGAGACCGUGGAUAUGCCGGUGUUCUUUUACAUUGAUCCAGAGUUCUUGCGGGAUCCUACUAUGAAGGGGAUUGAUACGAUUACUUUGAAUUACACAUUCUUCAAAGCCAAGUAUGAUAAGGAUGGGCAUUUGUCACCUGUGCCUGCACCGUACUGA
This is a messenger RNA of Recurvomyces mirabilis, 792 nucleotides long. It is a transcript of the gene COX11, whose product is annotated as Cytochrome c oxidase assembly protein cox11, mitochondrial. Gene Ontology annotation, molecular function: copper ion binding. Gene Ontology annotation, cellular component: mitochondrial inner membrane. The transcript has 2 exons. Lineage: Eukaryota; Fungi; Ascomycota; Dothideomycetes; Mycosphaerellales; Teratosphaeriaceae. The coding region runs from base 1 to 792 and encodes 263 amino acids. The record is from RefSeq and is a predicted model, not a curated record.